Molecule: messenger RNA, 2623 nt
Organism: Carcharodon carcharias (great white shark)
Lineage: Eukaryota; Metazoa; Chordata; Chondrichthyes; Lamniformes; Lamnidae
Gene: scfd2
Product: sec1 family domain containing 2
Exons: 9
Coding region: 76-2118 (680 amino acids)
Biological process (GO): intracellular protein transport; vesicle-mediated transport
Source: RefSeq, a predicted model, not a curated record
UUUAAGGGACCGGUGUGUCGAAAGUUGCCUGUAGUUGUGACCAUAGAGACGGGAGGGCAGCUUUAUUGAGAGAGCAUGAGUGAUGGAGCCGGCACGGGGCCGGGCCUGACCGGCCUUGCCCACCACACCUGGGGGAAGGUGUGUGACAAGGUGAAGAGGGCCGUGGUGUUCAUGGACGCGGCGUGCGCCGAGAGCUUGCACUGGGCCGGCGGGAUGGACAGGCUGCUCCAGGCUGGGGCCCUGAACGUCAAAGAGUUCAGCAGCUUCGAAGCGGGGGCCCCGGGGCAGGCCAAAGCGGUAUUUGUGGUGAGCACUUUGCUGAAGGGACGCACAGCAGACGUGAUCCAUGACAUUGUGAGCCUCAGCUCCUUCCAGUAUUGUGUGGUGAUCACCGCUGUCAGCCACUCUGUCCACCUGUUUGCCAAUAAUGUGAUGGCCGAACUGGAGCAGGAACUGGUCUUCGAGCAAUUCGGGGAGCUGCUGUGCCAGUGGAUGGGUAACAUGAAUUACACCGGCGAAGUCAUGCACUUGCCCAUAUUAAUCGCGCCCCUCGCUCCCCACCUUUUCGUCACUGCAGCCUAUUCGUCCUUGUUUUCGUUUGUGCCUCAGGAUCUGAAACUACUCAACAAUACCAGACCUGACAAGAAGAAAUUCGGGAGCCUGAACGACGUAGACUUCCAGUCUUUGCCCUUUGAACUUCAAGUACAGAUCAGGUCACUCGUUUCGUCCUUGAACUCUAUGUUUGAAGUUCUGCAGCUCAAAGAGGAAUGUUUUGCAGUUGGACCUAGUAGCAGAAUAAUUGCAGGAGAGCUUGCUAAUUAUCCACAGGCAAAACACAGAAGGAAAACUGCUCAACAUAAGGCAUCUAUCGUCUUUAUAGAUCGCACACUUGAUCUCUCAGGUUCUGUUGCUCAUCAUGGUGACAAUCUAGUUGAGAAAAUUCUUAGCAUUCUGCCCAGGUUUCCAGGGCUCACCAAUGAUGUGAAGAUUAAUAUGGUGGAUCUAACAGCUAUCCAAAAUAAUGAAGAAACCCAGAAUAUCAUAGCUCCAGGAUGCUUAUCCCAACCAAAUGACCCUUCAGCCAAAACUCUGUGGGAGUCCAUGCUAAACAUGAAACAAAAAGAGGCUGUGAUGGAAGUGCGGAGGCACCUAGUGGAGGCAGCUAGCAAGGAGAAUCUCCCCAUUAAGAUGAGCUUAGGUAGAGUCACACCUGAACAGCUUAAUUCUUAUGUCCAGUUAUUUAAAAGCAAUCUGAAAGCUUUGGAAAAUCACUGUGGGCUCUUGCAACUUACCAUGGCAACAGUGCAGACUUUGGGACAUGCGUACUAUUCAAAAUGGGACAACUUCCUUGCUUUUGAAAGGCUGCUGUUACAGAUGCUUGGAGAUUGUGAUUUGUUUCGCGUUUUAACCCAAUUUCUGCCUAUGAUCAAGUCCCAUGGGGAGAGAGACUAUCUUGAUUACAACCCUGAAGAAAUUCUUGUAUUAUUGAUUUACAUCUAUUCUGUGGUUGGAGAGCCCAAGUUGGACAGCAUCAUGUAUAAAGCUGAACAUGAGGUCAAGAAAGCUUUGCUGCAGGCAUUGUGUGAUGAACCCAACUUUUCUGAACCACUUCAGGAAAUAACAGGUUGUUCUUCAGCAGCUGAAUUAACAUUUGAUAGAGCCACUGCUGUAGUGGAUCAGGUAUUUGAGAUGCUUCAGGGCAUAGCGAGAGCACGGGCGCACCUGAGGCAGUUCAAAGCAUUAUACAGCCCCGGUGACAGCACCCACCAGGCAACUUACAAGCCUUUGGUGAAACAAAUUUUAGAGGAGAUAUUCCAUCCAGAUCGACCUGACACUGUGGAUAUUGAGUACAUGUCUGGUGGCUUAACAGAGCUUCUCAAAACUGGAUUCAGCAUGUUCAUGAAGGUUAGUCGUCCUCACCCCAGUGACCACCCACUGCUAAUCCUAUUCCUUGUGGGUGGGGUCACAGCCUCAGAGGUUCGAAUGAUAAAGGAGUCAGUCUCCACGCUCAAACCUAGUUGCCAGGUGAUUGUGUUGGCUACCAGACUAUUAAAUCCACUUGAUGUAACUCAGCUCAUCUUUGCAACUGACAGACUGCAUCCUGAUAUUGGAGUGUAACAAUUACAUUAUUGCUGACCAGAAACUUGGACUAUCCUGGGUGUAAAUGACAGAAAUCCAUGAUGUGUCAUCAUUCAAGGGAACAGCAGAUAACUAAUGCCCAAAGAGUACUAAUAUGAGGAAGAGGUGGUUAAAUGCCUGGCUAUUAAUGUACCUAUUGGUGUCUGAUUGUAAACUGAAGCCCACUCAAUCUACAACUAGCACAAUGUUUUUGGAGAGUAUUAAUGUGAUUGUCCUUGCUGCCAACCCCCCCCCCCCCACCAACCCCCGUUUUUUUCUAUAUCACUAACUGUGCAGCUUUUCUAAUUUCCCCGCGGAAGCAUGCCCCUUAAGCUGAUUUAUUUGAGAAUUGAACUGAACUGUGCAGCCAUGUGGAUAAUACUGAAAAUGUAUUCGCUAAAAAUAACAUUGGUUUAUAUUAUGUCAGUAAUUCUACUGGUGCAGAAUUUCCCUGUACUGAACUGAAAAUGAUUUCCUAAUAAACCUCCAGUGAUUAUGUUGGAAA